Messenger RNA from Suncus etruscus (white-toothed pygmy shrew), 1416 nucleotides. RefSeq names its product meiosis specific with OB-fold (gene MEIOB). NCBI's taxonomy places the organism in Eukaryota, Metazoa, Chordata, Mammalia, Eulipotyphla, Soricidae. The coding region runs from base 1 to 1416 and encodes 471 amino acids. Gene Ontology annotation, biological process: resolution of meiotic recombination intermediates. Gene Ontology annotation, molecular function: single-stranded DNA 3'-5' DNA exonuclease activity; single-stranded DNA binding. The record is from RefSeq and is a predicted model, not a curated record. The transcript has 13 exons.
AUGGCCAACGCCUUGGCGCCGACACCCUCCACGGCGCUCUGCGACGUGCAGCCGAACAGGGCUUACACGAAAAUAAUCGGUAUAGUUAUUGGAAAAACAGAUGUCAGAGGCUUUCCAGACAGAAAAAAUAUUGGAUCAGAGAGGUUUACUUUUAGUUUCACCAUUCGGGACUCCCCAACAUAUUUUGUUAAUGCAGCCUCCUGGGGCAAUGAAGAUUACAUCAGAUCACUCUCUGACAGCUUCCGGGUGGGUGAUUGCGUGAUAAUUGAAAACCCUCUAAUUCAAAGAAAGGAAUUAGAAAGAGAAGAAAAAUUCAACCCCCCAACUCCCAGUAAUUAUAAACUAUUGCUCAGUGAGACUCACUCAAAGGUGAAAGUUUGUUCCAGUUUUGAAGUGGACAUCAAACUACUUUCUUUGAUCCACUUACCUGUUAAAGCAUCUCAGGAUUAUUAUUCGCUGGGUGACAUUGUGGCCAAUGGACAGAGUCUUGAUGGAAAAAUAAUUAAUGUGCUUGCAGCAGUGAAGUCAGUUGGAGAACCAAAAUAUUUUACAACUUCAGACCGAAGAAAAGGCCAGAGGUGUGAAGUCAAACUUUAUGAUGCGAUGGAGUCAGCUUUUGCAAUGAUCUGUUGGGAUAAUGAAUCCAUUCUACUUGCACAGAGUUGGAUACCACGGAAAACAGUGAUAUUUGCUUCAGAUGUAAGAAUAAAUUUUGACAAAUUUCGGGAUUGCAUGACAGCAACUGUCAUCUCAAAAACCAUUAUAACAACUAACCCAGAUAUACCUGAAGUUAACAUUCUCCUGAAUUUUAUAAAAGAAAAUAAAGAAACAAAUCUUUUGGAUGAUGAAAUGAACAGUUAUAUGAAAGAAUCUAUAAAUUUAGAUACUAUAGUUGAUGUCUAUACAAUUGAGCAGAUAAAGGUAAAAGCUUUGAAGAAUAAAGAAAAUAAUGGCCCUGUUUAUGGCAUUCUUUAUGCAUACAUUUCUACACUGAAUAUCGAUGAUGAGAGUGUAAAAGCAGUUCAAAAUAGAUGUUCGGGCUGUGGUCGCAGAGUGUUGGAAGCAUCCGGUGUUUGUAAAACUUGCAGCGGACAUUCAUCUGGAUUGAAGUCUGUUUUUCUCAGCUUUGAUAUGUUAAUUGAUCUCACAGAUCACACCGGGACCCUCCGUUCCUGCAGCUUCCAGGGAACUGUGGCUGAGGACACCUUGGGUUGCACGGUAAAUCAAUUUCUUGCAAUGUCGGAUGAACAGAAAACAGCAUUAAAGUGGCAAUUUCUUUUGGAAAGAAGCAAAAUUUAUUUGAAAUUUUACCUCUCUCAGAGGGUAAGGGAAGGAUUAAGAGUCAGUGUGCUGUCAUGUAAGCUGGCAGAUCCUAUUGAAGCAAGCAGGAGCUUGUCUGGACAAAGGAACAUUUAA